AUGGACAAUCAAGUGACAUACGCGGAUCUAAACUUAUCCAGGGAGUCAGCCCCAGUCAGUUCAUCACCUCCAUCACUUCUCCGGGAUGUUUGUCAGGGUCCACGCUGGCAUCACUGGGCUCUGAAACUUGGCUGUGCUGGGAUUCUUCUCUUUGCCUUGGCUGUGAUAGGGCUGAGUGUUGCAGUGAUAUUUUUAAGUCGAAAUUUAUCAGCAGAAAAAUGUAAUGUGGAUACUCCAGAGGAACACAGGACCCAAACAACAGAGAGACCGAGUCCAGUAGAGUGCCCAAUUCUCUGGCAUCAAGUCCAUGAGAAAUGCUUGUUUCUCUUUGACACUCAACACUACUGGAAUGACAGCUUGGCAGAUUGUUACCAAAGAGAUUCCAGUUUGCUACUUAUUCAAGAUGAGGUAGAACUGCGUCUCAUACAGCACCUGAUACAAGCUGAAGGAAUUCUAUAUUGGAUUGGUUUAAAUUUUACAUUGCCAGAGAAGAACUGGAAGUGGAUGAAUGGCUCAUUUUUAAAUUCUGAUGUAUUACAAAUUACUGGUGAUCAUGAUAAAAACAGCUGUGCUCUCCUCUCAAAUAAGAAAAUUGUUUCUGAGGUCUGUAGUUCAGAAAAUAAAUGGAUCUGCCAGAAAGAACUAAAGCCCGUCAGAACGACCUGA
This is a messenger RNA of Echinops telfairi (small Madagascar hedgehog), 666 nucleotides long. RefSeq names its product killer cell lectin like receptor B1 (gene KLRB1). The transcript is spliced from 6 exons. NCBI's taxonomy places the organism in Eukaryota, Metazoa, Chordata, Mammalia, Afrosoricida, Tenrecidae. Bases 1 to 666 code for a protein of 221 amino acids. The record is from RefSeq and is a predicted model, not a curated record.